GACAUUAUAUUGACAUUAUCAAUUUCAAUUGGCAUAGAUUGGAAAUCAGAACGCGUAAGACGUACAAAAUUAGCUCUAUCCGAUCACGAACUCGGAGUCGAGCAUCUUACGAAGGGAGAUAUAUGAGUCAGAAUUGAUAUCUCAAGUAAGAACAGUCAUAACGUGCUUCUACAUCUAGCUCACUAUAAGUACUCGAAAUUUCUCAAAUAACGUUCUUGUAACACAAUCAUUUAUUCUUUUCUUGUUGAAACUACCUAUCUUGCCAAAAUCCUUCCGGCUUUCACAAAGUUUUAAAGCAUAUCGACGCUGCAUUUUUCAGCUCAAUCGUUACGGCCUCUACCUCGAAACAAAAUCUUAGCUACUUCAAAAUGCAUAUUCCAUUCACCAACGUCGAUGUAUUUACUCAUACCCGUUACCUAGGUAACGCUCUUGCCGUCAUCCGUCCCCAGUCCCCAAGCACCCUUUCACAAACCCAGAAAUUGCAAAUCGCUAAAGAAUUCAAUCUUUCCGAAGUCGUUUUUCUCCAUCUUCCCGAGUCGAAAGAUUCAAAUCCAAAGGAAUUGGUAGUCGAUAUCUUUACAUCUGCUGCCGAGAUUCCUUUUGCUGGUCAUCCUACCAUUGGAACCACAUUCUUCGUGCUCAAUUAUUUGGGACUGAAGAGUGUGGAGGCUUUAAUCACCAAAGCUGGGAGAAUCCCAAUCUCACUUGAUGCGGACGGAAAAGUGGCGAGGGCCGAAAUCCCACAUAAUGUCCAUGUCCAUGAGAAAAAAUAUGCGUUCAAAGACUUUAACACAGGGGAAGAAACGCAAUAUCCUAUCGUCUCGAUAGUUAACGGAAUGACGUUCGUGCUCGUUAGUCUUCCUUCUCUGGAACAUCUAGCACGAGUGGCAGAAAUCAAAAAUCUAAACCCAAGUACGUAUAAUACGGAACAUUUGGAUGAAGGGUGGAGGAAUGGCUUGUGUACGACCAUGUAUUAUGUGCAUGUUGGGGAAGAUCAGGGCAGGAAAAGAUAUAGAACGAGAAUGUUUGGAACGAGAGAAGAUCCUGGGACAGGAAGUGCUAGUUGUGCGUUGGCUUGUUAUUUGACGAGGAAGGAGGAAGGGAAGGGAGUCAAGGAAGUGAAGUUUGGGUUUGAACAGGGUGUGGAGAUGGGGAAGAGGAAUGAAAUUUUUGUAGAUGUGAAGACGAAGGAGGAUGGACAGGAAAUCGAAAAAGUGGUUUUGAGUGGAGAGGCGGUCAAGGUUAUGGAAGGAACUUUGGAGGUUUAAGGGGAGGGUUGUAUGUUUCUAGGUCUGAGAAUAUGGGGGAUGAAUAUUGAUAUUCGAAUUCGACUCAUCACUUCAUUCUCGCAGGCUACCCUACCCCACGUCGACAAUUUGAUUGGUCUGUCCAUGAUUUUAAGCAUUUUGUUGCACAUCUUAUUUCGAAAGUGAGAUUAUCUCAAGCGAUCAACAAUAUUUGUUUACUUCUCAUAGUCGGCUCUCGUUAGUAGCCGACUGUUAUCAGUGGUUGUCAUUGGCUAUGAAUAGUGAAUACAGCAUGCUUUUCAAACAUUUCCCA
Molecule: messenger RNA, 1560 nt
Organism: Botrytis cinerea B05.10
Lineage: Eukaryota; Fungi; Ascomycota; Leotiomycetes; Helotiales; Sclerotiniaceae
Gene: Bcyhi9
Product: Bcyhi9
Exons: 1
Coding region: 369-1268 (299 amino acids)
Biological process (GO): biosynthetic process
Cellular component (GO): cytoplasm
Molecular function (GO): isomerase activity
Source: RefSeq, a predicted model, not a curated record